Messenger RNA from Rubroshorea leprosula, 2659 nucleotides. Lineage: Eukaryota; Viridiplantae; Streptophyta; Magnoliopsida; Malvales; Dipterocarpaceae. The record is from the annotation of a GenBank genome assembly.
GCAGAAACACUCCAGAGUAUUCCUCAAAAUUUUCAGCAAAAGGACAUUCGACUUCCAUUAUUCAGGUAAAAAUGACUUCUUCACACGAUGCACAAGGAUUCCGGGGUAACCAAGGUGAAGACGAGGACGUAGACGUGAUAUCCGUGGAGCCUAUCACCAUGAUAGUGCCGCCGGAGUUGCAGGAUUCGCCUAGGACCGCCACGCCUGAGAAUAGCACUAGUUCGAGCACAAGUAGCGGUUCUGAGAACCACCAGCCUUCAACUUCUAGUGAUUCGCCUGUGGAAGGGACAUCCAGCGAAGUAAGGGGUGUUGAAGAGGUUGGGUGCAGUGUGCCGCUGGCGAGUACGGCAGUUGAGGUGGUUUUGUUUGAACGGUGGGAGAACCAGGUUCUCAGCGGGCGACUAGACAACCUGCGUAAAGCUCCUAAAACGCUACCGUCCGGCUUCAAAUUCAGGGCGGUGCUUCAUCACGAGGUCGCUGAUGGUGCGGCCACGGUGAAAGGGUACAAGAAGUUGGAAGAGAUGGUGAGGCGAUUCCAGAUCCCCAGGACCAUCCUGAUCCGAGCUGGGAUGCCAAAUGAACGAGCGUGUUCAGUGUCACGGACAGGCUGGGUGCCAGUAUAUGUAGACCACUUUGACGCCGGUCUACGUUUUCCUCUUUCCGGACUAAUUUUUGAUGUCCUGGCAGAGUACGAACUGGCCCUUUCGCAACUUACUCCUAACAGCAUAAAGUUCAUCAUAGGCUUUAUGCUGUUGUGCGAAAGGCUAGGGGUGCCUGCAAAGGCUAGGGGUGCCUGCAAAGGCGGUGGUCUUCAGGUCGCUCUUCCUAUGCCGUUUGUGUCCGUCCACCAGCGGGACGAGAUGUUCGUGUUUGUGCGGGAUACGCGAACUGACAGGAUGAACAACGAGCUCGCCGCCCGUCUGUCAGAGUGGCGCACGCUGAACGCAUAUAUGAAUUAUCCUCAGCUGACCAGUGGCGACGUCAACCUGAAGAAUCGGCUGCUCGACUAUGUGAAGGCGAGGGGGCUAGUGGAUUUGGAAACCUUGGUUACCCCGGAGCAGAUCGCAGUUCUCGGAUUUGUCGAUGUGGUAAAUCUACACUCUCAAGCAUCCUUGAGCGUCAACGACAGAGAGUGCAAGGCUCCAGGAAUCGGGGAGCCGAGUCGGGUUCCCAACGCCAGUCUCGUUUUGACGAGCAGCCACCUGCUGCACCGGGGCGCAGUUCACAGCACCGGGGCGCAGUUCACAGCACCGGAGUUCCAGCUCGCGCAGAGGCCGCGCGUCGAGCAGAGAGUGGAGCCCGCGCCCUCCAGUUCUAGAAGGCGCGCAAGGGAGGACUCUGACGCCGAGGACGACAUUCCGCUCAUCCGGCGAAGGACGAGCAAUGACUCUCAGCCCGCUCCAGCCGCUGCUGCGCGAUCUGCCGGCGGGCACCGAGCUCCAGCUCACGAGGUUGCUGAAGCCGUACCAACCUUGUCGUCUGUUGUGGGGCCAAGGUUCGCAUACCCAGACGGCUUCAGUUAUGCCCGGACUGAGUGCCAGGCCGCUAUGCUGCAGGGUAUGCAGAAUUUUGUGCCCCCUGCAGACCGGCUGCGUGCAAAGGGGCACAUUCAACAGCAUGGAGGACAUGCUGCGCUAAUAAACUACACUAUUGCACUUUUCGAGUGCGAGCAGGGAGCCAGGGCGCAGAACAGCGAGCUGCAACACAACUGCAAACAGCUGGCAUCUGAGAAGGCCAGCUUGGCCGACGAGGUCAGCCGCUUGCAGAGCUCGGAGAUGGCCAACCGAGCGGCGUCAGCUGAAAGCCGGGCUGACGAGCUGGCUCGCAAAGUCGCUGAGCUGAGGGAGGAACUGGACCGAGCACGGGCGGAGAAGGAGAGCGGCAUUCAAGCUGCAAAGGACGAGGCCGGCCGUGCAGAGGACCGGGCCAGAAAGGCAGAAGCUGAGAAAGAGAGAACUCUCCACGAGCUCAGCGGCCUGAGGGAGAGGGUUUCUCUGGCGAAUCAACACGUCGCCGAGGCUGAGGCGUCCUUGGAGAGGAGUAAAAGACUUCACCAGCGCGACGUCUGCUUUGCCCGUGCACAGGGGGCUGAGUGGCUGGUGGGGGCAGAGAUGUUCCAAGACGCCGUAGCUGUUGCUGCAGCCAACACCACCACUGACAUCUUUAAUGAAGUUCGUGGUAGGGUGUUGGGAGUCCGGGCAGACUUCCCCAUUGGCGAACUGGCCUUCUUCGAGGGCGAGGAGAUUGAUGCUGACCGGAAGAGCCUCGCCCAACCUGCGGACACUAGGGUGAAGCUGAAGUGGGAGCUCAACGACGAGGGGCUGCCCGUGUGGCCCCCUUCUGUUGUUGAGGAGGGAGAGGAUACGGAGGGGUUGCCAAGCUUCGACGCUUGGGUGGCAGACCCCCAUGACGUACCUGCUGAGCCUUCCAGCACUCCCCCCUCUGCUCCAACUCAGCCCGCCUCGGACGCUGCUCCAAUUCCAACUGCUCCCUCUCCAGUUCCGUCUCCUGCUCACUCUUCGCCAGAUCGGUCAUCUCCAGCUCGAUCUGCUGCUGCGCCAAAUGACGCAUCCACCCCCGUCGACCUGACGGAUGAGUAGCUUAGGACCUUUGUUCUUUUUGUAUCUCUUUUUUGUGUUAAUCAAUGAAUUCGUUUACU